UCCUAGCCCGGUGCUCUUGGCGCGGGAGGGGGCGGCUCGCAGACCCCCUGGUCUCAGCUUCCCGGAUCUCCGCCGCCCACUCACUCCCAGGUCUCCGGCUCCCGGCACUGGCCGGCGCUGCGGCUUCCGCGCAGUGGUUGCUGCAUUUAAAUGUCCGGCACCUGGGGAGACGGGCGCAGUCGCAGAGCAGCUCCUGUUCCCGGGAUCUAGAGCGGCCCAAACCCCCGCUUGCCCAAGCCGAGUCCCGCGCGCAGCCCACGUGGGCUGGGGGACUGAGUAUCCGGCCCUCUGGCAGCUGCAACCGCGCACAGCUGGAGCUGGCGGGGCAGAGGGCGGACCGGGACCCCAUGGGGAAGGAGGCUUCCUUCCCAGCCUCCUGCUGCCCGGAAAUCCCCCCGGCUCUCAGACAACCCGCAGCUCCGGUCCUGGGGGGAAGGAGCGGGGCGGGAUACCGGGAUGGGGAGGGCUGGCUGAGUCGGAGGCCUAGGCCGCCCUCCCUCGGGCCGCGCGGCUUCAAGAAAGCAGAAGCGAACCCUGCCCCGGGGAGUCCCACAGGAGCGGUGAUCUAGGAAGAGAAACUUGCGAACAAGGGAGUUGGAUCCGUGGACCCCCGGCCCCCGCCCGGGCGUCCUGCGUCGGAGGAGGGUCUCUGGGUCGGGCAGGGGCCACCUCUUGGCCCGCCCCGUGUCCCUGGACAUCCGAAGAUUGGGCCAUUUCCCUUGCCGCGCCCUUACCGCUUAUCGGGGUGCGCCCGGCCCGGCCCGCCCCACCCAGCCCUCCGCUCGCGCCCAGAGAGGAGGGGCCGCCGGCGCAGAGCCCGGGGACCCCGAGAGGCUGUGCCGCUCCCGCGUCCUCUCUACCGUCCUGGGAUUCCCAGACCCACCCCACCCAGCGGCGCGACCCUGGCCCUUCUGGACGCUCCGUUGACUCCACCGCGCGCUUUCCAGGACCAUCGAACAUACCCCAGCCCUCCAGCCCAUCCCUCCCUGCUCUGUGCCGGUGUCCCCGGCCCUCUCCAGACCCGAUCUCUUUCCCCAGGUUCCCGGGGCGGCCCCAGCCAGGCCCCCUUCGAACCCCGCCGGCGGCCAGGGCUGGGGCGCGCCAUGCAGCUGCGGCUCCGGCUUCUGGCGCUGCUGCUCCCGCUGCUGCCACUGCCCGCGCGCGCCCCGAAGCCCUCGGCGCAGGACAUGAGCCUGGGCGUGGACUGGCUGACGCGCUAUGGUUACCUGCCGCCACCCAACCCUGCCCAGGCCCAGCUGCAGAGCCCUGCGAAGUUGCGCGAUGCCAUCAAGGUCAUGCAGAGGUUCGCGGGGCUGCCUGAGACCGGCCGCAUGGACCCAGAGACAGUGGCCACCAUGCGAAAGCCCCGCUGCUCCCUGCCUGACGUGCUGGGGGUGGCAGGGCUGGUCAGGCGACGUCGCCGGUAUGCUCUGAGCGGCAGCGUGUGGAAGAAGCGAACCCUGACAUGGAGGGUACGUUCCUUCCCCCAGAGCUCCCAACUGAGCCAGGAGACCGUGCGGGUCCUCAUGAACUAUGCCCUGAUGGCCUGGGGCAUGGAGUCAGACCUCACAUUUCAUGAGGUGGAUUCCUCCCAGGGCCAGGAGCCCGACAUCCUCAUCGACUUUGCCCGCGCCUUCCACCAGGACAGCUACCCCUUUGACGGGUUGGGGGGCACCCUAGCCCAUGCCUUCUUCCCCGGGGAGCACCCCAUCUCCGGGGACACUCACUUUGACGAUGAGGAGACCUGGACUUUUGGGUCAACAGACGGCGAGGGAACGGACCUGUUUGCCGUGGCUGUCCAUGAGUUUGGCCACGCACUGGGCCUGGGCCACUCCUCAGCCCCCAACUCCAUUAUGAGGCCCUUCUACCAGGGUCCGGUGGGCAACCCUGACAAGUACCGCCUGUCUCCGGAUGACCGUGAUGGCCUGCAGCAGCUCUAUGGGAAGGCACCCCAAACCCCAUAUGACAAGCCCACAAGGAAACCCCUGGCUCCUCCUCCCCAGCCCCCAGUCUCACCCCCAGACAGCCCGUCCUUCCCCAUCCCUGAUCGAUGUGAGGGCAAUUUUGACGCCAUCGCCAACAUCCGAGGGGAAACUUUCUUCUUCAAAGGCCCCUGGUUCUGGCGCCUCCAGCCCUCCGGACAGCUGGUGUCCCCGCGGCCUGCGCGGCUGCACCGCUUCUGGGAGGGGCUGCCUGCCCAGGUGAGGGUAGUGCAGGCCGCCUAUGCCCGGCACGGAGACGGCCGAAUCCUUCUCUUCAGCGGGCCCCAGUUCUGGGUGUUCCAGGACCGGCAGCUGGAGCGCGGGGCGCGGCCGCUCACGGAGCUGGGGCUGCCCCCCGGGGAGGAGGUGGAUGCUGUGUUCUCGUGGCCACAGAACGGGAAGACCUACCUGGUCCGCGGCCGGCAGUACUGGCGCUACGAUGAGGCAGCGGCGCGCCCGGACCCCGGCUACCCUCGCGACCUGAGCCUCUGGGAAGGCGCCCCCCACUCCCCUGACGAUGUCACCGUCAGCAACGCAGGUGACACCUACUUCUUCAAGGGUGCCCACUACUGGCGCUUCCCCAAGAACAGCAUCAAGGCCGAGCCGGACGCCCCCCAGCCCAUGGGGCCCAAUUGGCUGGACUGCCCCGCCCCAAGUUUUGGUCCCCGCGCCCCCAGGCCCCCUAAAGCGACCCCCGAGUCCAGAGCCUGCGAUUGUCAGUGCGAGCUCAACCAGGCCGCAGGACGGCGGCCCGCUCCCCUCCCGCUGCUUCUCUUGCCCCUGCUGGUGAGGGUUGUCGCCUCCCGCUGAUGGGGGGAGCGAUCCAGACGGAACAGCGCCUGCCACGGCCGAGUCUCCCGCAGCUGGACCUGGUCGGGGGUUGUGAGGCGCUGCGGAGGCCCCUUGUCUGUUCCCACAGACGGGGGCUUGGGCACGGACUAAGCGGGAUGGAUCUCCAGCGCAGGGACGGCGGCAGCGCGGACUGGUCGCCCUGGCGCUGGGCUCAGUCUCCGCGGGGUCUCCCGCCCCCGGCGAUGCCACCUGAACCGGCCGCCAGGGGGCGCGCUCGCGCGCUGGGUCCACUCGUCGGUCGCCGCCCCCGUCGUUCUCUCGCGGCAGCCGCCCGGGGGAUAGGACCGAGCCCGGGGAGGGGGCGGGGAGGACAAGGGGCGGGCCUGCGGCCUCACCCGGAGGGUCGGCGGUCCCUGGCCGCGAGCUGUCCCCGCAGGACUGUCCUUUUCCAGGAAAAGGCAACUUUUCUCGGAGCGCAGUCCCGGGACUCUCCGCAGCCCCGCCCUGCCUGGCCACUGUGCCUGGCGUUCCUGGGUCGUUAGAGGACAGGCUUUACUGCGAAGCUGGGCCCUGCCCUCUCCCACCCGCAGUUUCUCACCCCGUUCUGCUCCCACGAUGCCCCUCUACAGUCAUUGCCACAUUGGUGGGAACGUGGGACCCAGACCCGGAACCAGCCCAGAUACCACCCUUGAGGACCCAUGCACCACGUCCUGGGUGGUGGCAUCAGUGGCUGGAGGGAUGAUCCUUGCUCUCCAGACCCUGUUAACCUUCUUUCCAUUCCUCCCCUGCCACCUGUCUCCUCCUCCUCAGGCCACCCAGCCUGGGCACCUCCCUGGGCCCAGAACUGCCUCCCAUUGAAUGGAGCACCCUUCUAUCCCCAAGAACCCCUUCCCUGCUUGCACCCUGGAGAGAACAGCUUGACUCCCAUCAACUCAAUGCUGGUGGAAAGACAGGGACGGAACCCUGGAUCAGGCCUGGUCAUUGCCCCCUCAGCACUCUCUCCUGGAAGGCCUUAGUUCUAGAGUGAGGGGUGGGUGGAACCUGGGGGCACCUGAUUCACCCUGUCCCUACUCCCCACAGUUUUAGGAUCUACAUGAUUGCCUGUGGAACUAUUUUUCUAGGCUAUCCCACAUCAGGAUCACUGGGAAAUUUAAGUUUGCAGAUCCCACACCUCACCCUGAAUCCUCACUCAGGGUAGGGUCAGGAAUCUGCAUUUUAACUAGUUGCGGGGAUUGUGGGGGGCAGUAGCUGACUGUCUCGUGGCAUUUCUGUGGCUCUGAAGUGUUCCCCCAUCCCAGGACCUAUCUCUUCAUAUCUUCUCUACAGAGCCACACUGACGGCCUGACCCCCAUGGGUAGUCACUUAGGGGCCACUUCCUAAGUUGCUGUCCAGCCUCUGUGACCCCCUAGUGCUUCCUGGAGCUGAGGCUGUGGGCAGCCAUCCCUGCGACCAGGGAAGGGGUUCCCCCAAUUUCUCAUACAAACAGAUCAGCAUGAGGACAGAGGCAGGAGACUUUGGGAAUUCUGGGCUGCUGGGAAACGAUUUGGGCCUCUGUCAGUUUCUUUUCCAUGUAUGAGGAGGGAGAAAUUUGUAUUUUAGAAACUUAUUCAUCCCAGUCAGGACAAUAAAAAUGAAUGGACAAAAAG
This is a messenger RNA of Chlorocebus sabaeus (green monkey), 4420 nucleotides long. RefSeq names its product matrix metallopeptidase 25 (gene MMP25). The record is from RefSeq and is a predicted model, not a curated record. Gene Ontology annotation, cellular component: extracellular matrix; plasma membrane. Gene Ontology annotation, biological process: extracellular matrix organization; collagen catabolic process; proteolysis. Gene Ontology annotation, molecular function: zinc ion binding; metalloendopeptidase activity. Lineage: Eukaryota; Metazoa; Chordata; Mammalia; Primates; Cercopithecidae.